UUCACUUUAAGUUCGCGAGCGCGGAGCUUUUCAGAAAACACUCGCUCUCUCAGACACUAUGCUAUCUCAAAUUCUCUCACGAAACUUUCACAAAACCCUCGCUCUCUCAACUCUCUCUCACAUCGAUGAAGCACAUCUCCCUCUCACCAUCCACCGAGUUUGCAGAGAUCGCCAUCUCCAUCGCGUCAUUCAGUCCACCGAGCUCACCACGUUCAGUCCACCGAACUCGCCUCGUUCGCCAAAAUUUAUUCUCUCCCUCUGAAAACGAACCAAGCUCAAGCACUAAUUUGAAGGGAAAAACUCCAAGUAAUCUCUCUCUCUCUCUCCCUCUCUCUCUCUCUCUGUUUUCUUCUUCUCCUUUUUUGAUUUUUUUAAUUUUAAUGAGGGUUUUAAUGUCAGAUCUGGUUAUGAUUGGCUCGCGAACACUUUGCAAUGGGUUGCUGCUACAAGGAAGCUUACUCAGUGGUCAAGAAAGAGUGGAGGGGGGAAUACAACAACUUGGAAAAUGUGCAAGGAAGGCGGAGCUAACUCAUACAUCCAAGAACAAAUUGAUGAAGUUUGUAUCAAAUUAGUAGAAUUUGUGAGCAA
Messenger RNA from Prunus avium (sweet cherry), 588 nucleotides. Lineage: Eukaryota; Viridiplantae; Streptophyta; Magnoliopsida; Rosales; Rosaceae. The record is from RefSeq and is a predicted model, not a curated record.